UUCCGGCUGCGACACAGGACGGUGCUCGCGGGAAGGACUUUGCUGGGUGAGGGACUGUACGGCACUUCCGUGCACCAGGCUUGACCGCCAGCCCGGCCCGCCGGCCGGCCUGGGAUAUGGGGUCCGCCGGCUUGGCGCGGUUGCAUGGGCUCUUUGCGACCUACAAGCCCCCGGGACUGCACUGGAAGCACCUGCGGGACGCUGUGGAGAUGCAGCUUCUGAAGGGUCUCAAUGCUGGGAAGCCUCCUGCCCCUGAACAGCGUGUUCGCUUCCUGCUGGGCCCUGUGGAAGGCAGCGAAGAGAAGGAGCUGACCCGCACAGCCACCAGUGUGCCCACCCUCGCCAACCAUCCGCUGGUACGAGGACCAGCAUUCACCAGCCUGAAGGUUGGCGUGGGACACCGGCUGGAUGUCCAGGCCUCUGGGGUGCUUGUGCUCGGCGUGGGACACGGAUGCAGCCUUCUCACCGACAUGUACAACGCUCACCUCACCAAGGAUUACACAGUCCGCGGCCUCCUGGGCAAAGCCACAGACGACUUCUGUGAGGACGGGCGGCUGGUGGAGAAGACAACGUAUGACCAUGUAACCAGGGAGAAGCUGGACCGCAUCCUGGCCCUCAUCCAAGGCUCCCAUCAGAAGGCCCUGGUGAUGCACUCCAACCUUGACCUGCAGACCCAGGAGGCCUAUGAGUUGGCCGUGAGAGGCUUGAUCCGGCCCAUGAACAAGUCCCCGAUGCUGAUAGCCGGCAUCCGAUGCCUCCACUUUGAGCCUCCAGGAUUCCUCCUAGAGGUGCAGUGCAUGCAUGAGACGCAGAAGCACCUGCGGAGGCUGGUGCACGAAAUUGGCCUGGAGCUGAAGACCACUGCUGUCUGCACCCAGGUGCGGCGUACACGGGACGGCUUCUUCACCCUGGACGACGCCCUCCUGAGGACCCAGUGGGACCUACACAGCAUCCAGGACGCCAUCCGGGCCGCAGCCCCCCGGGUGGAAGCAGAGCUGGAGAAGAGCUUGAGGCUGGGGCCGGGCACCCAGCAGCUCCCUGGUCCAGGCUGGCAGCAGGACAGUGAGGGGCCGAGCUCUGCCUCGACAGGCUGGACAGCUGGCAAGGCAGCAGGUAGAUGGAGAUAAGAGUUGCUCCUGAGCCAGAGCAGAUUACUGUGCAGAAAGGAGGGGAAGCUCUGCUGUAUGUGACACGCAACUCAGAAGCUGCAAGAGAAGAGACCUGGCUCAACUGAAAAGGAGGAAAAGAUGUACAAAUACUGGCAGUGUGUUUAGUGAAGAACUAAUAUCCAUAACAUAGAAAGAGCUCUUAGAAAACAAGAAAGAAGACAGGAACAUUGGGCAAAUGACACAAACUGUUUGUAAAAAUAUGAAAAGAAAUCCAAGUGGCCAGUAAGCCAGACAUGAUGCCCGCAUUUCUAGUAGUGAAAGACCUCCAGGUGAAUGGAAGGCGAUUUUUCCUUGCCUUUGGGAAAAAGCAGUAAGAAGGUGACAUCCAGCAUGGACGGCGGGAGGAAGUGGGCAGUCUCUGCUGUGAGAGGUGCGACAGGGCAGUGAGACGCUAGGGAGACUCCCAGGUGGGUGGAAAGGGGAAACCGAGACAAGAACAUCAAACAAGGCCAAGUAGUUUGAGCCACGUACAGCCUGUUCAUCCAUAAAUCGCAAGACCUUACUUCCCCUAAUCAAGAACACUUGAGAGCAAAUGGGUUGUGCCUCUCCUUCCAGACCAGAGAACACACAGCUAAAAUCUCCCUGGUCUGACAACUUCCUUCCAUAAUUUGGCAAUUGUGGGGUACCACAGGUCCCAGGGGAAGGGCGGAGGAGGGGGCAACCUAGAAGCUGGCUACAAGCCUAAUACUCCUAAGAAACAGCAUAAACAGCCAUCUCUCAUUGAGCUUAUUCAAGGGCUUAAAGAACAAGAAAAACAAGACAAGGGCGCACCCGCAGGGAGAAAAUAAGGACCGUUCAUCAGCACACUGUUGUCAUGGAAACACCAAAAGUGCAAGAGCCUACUCCCACCCUCUGACCCCAGUAGAAAGCCUGAGCACUCACCAGGAGGCGUGACUCUGGUUCUGGUUCUGGUUCUGAUCCUGAGUUUCCACCCUCUGUAGGGCUGAAUAAAUCUUAUUCUCAUUA
Molecule: messenger RNA, 2135 nt
Organism: Artibeus jamaicensis (Jamaican fruit-eating bat)
Lineage: Eukaryota; Metazoa; Chordata; Mammalia; Chiroptera; Phyllostomidae
Gene: TRUB2
Product: TruB pseudouridine synthase family member 2
Exons: 8
Coding region: 117-1127 (336 amino acids)
Biological process (GO): pseudouridine synthesis; RNA processing
Molecular function (GO): RNA binding; pseudouridine synthase activity
Source: RefSeq, a predicted model, not a curated record